Ailuropoda melanoleuca (giant panda) is the source of this 9740-nucleotide messenger RNA. RefSeq names its product PR/SET domain 2 (gene PRDM2). Gene Ontology annotation, molecular function: histone methyltransferase activity; protein binding. Bases 66 to 5078 code for a protein of 1670 amino acids. Gene Ontology annotation, biological process: regulation of gene expression. Gene Ontology annotation, cellular component: nucleus. The transcript has 8 exons. Lineage: Eukaryota; Metazoa; Chordata; Mammalia; Carnivora; Ursidae. The record is from RefSeq and is a predicted model, not a curated record.
GGCUCAUGUAAUCAAAGAAGUUUCUUUGUUGUGUGUAUCUUUUCAGAACACAACAGGAAUUGAAAAUGAAUCAGAACACUGAGCCUGUUGCAGCUGCUGAGAGCCUGUCUGAGGUACCUGAACACGUGCUUCGAGGACUUCCGGAGGAAGUGAGGCUUUUCCCAUCUGCUGUUGACAAGACUCGGAUUGGUGUCUGGGCCACUAAACCAAUUUUAAAGGGCAAAAAGUUUGGGCCAUUUGUUGGUGAUAAGAAAAAAAGAUCUCAGGUUAAGAAUAAUGUGUACAUGUGGGAGGUAUAUUACCCAAAUUUGGGAUGGAUGUGCAUUGAUGCCACCGACCCAGAGAAGGGGAACUGGCUGCGAUAUGUGAAUUGGGCUUGCUCAGGAGAAGAGCAGAAUUUAUUUCCGCUGGAAAUCAACAGGGCCAUUUACUAUAAAACUUUAAAGCCAAUCGCGCCGGGCGAGGAGCUCCUGGUCUGGUACAAUGGGGAAGACAACCCCGAGAUAGCAGCUGCGAUUGAGGAAGAGCGAGCCAGCGCCCGGAGCAAGCGGAGCUCCCCGAAAAGCAGGAAAGGGAAGAAAAAAUCCCAGGAAAGUAAAAACAAAGCAAACAAAACCGAAGACCUACAGCUGAAGACAAGCGAACCAGAUUCUGCUUCUGCAAAUAUGAGAGAUUCUGCGGAAGGUCCCAAAGAAGAGGAUGAGAAGCCUUCAGCCUCAGUAGUGGAGCAGACAGCCAUUCUUCAGGAGGCGGUUAGUCAGGAUGUGCUUCCGGAACUAGUCGUCCCCCCCACUGCCUGUGAGCCCCACACAGAACCAGACGAGAAGCCAGAAGCCACGGACUGUGAGGUGAAUGAUUUGGAGGAGGAGGAGGAAGAGGAAGAGGACGAAGAUGACGAGCUGGAGGAAGAGGGGGAGGAAGAAGCUGACGUGCCAAAUGAAAGUUCUGUGAAAGAGCCAGAAAUACGAUGUGAUGAGAAGCCAGAAGAUUUAUUAGAAGAACCAAAAAAUGUUUCAAGAGAAACGCUUGUAGGCUCUCUAGAGGUUCCACCUGUUUCCAGAACUCCCAAAACUAAAGAGGAGGCCAACGGCGAUAUAUUUGAGACAUUUCUGUUUCCAUGUCAGCAUUGUGAGAGGAAGUUCACGACCAAACAGGGUCUCGAACGUCACAUGCACAUCCACAUAUCCACAGUCAAUCAUGCUUUUAAGUGCAAGUACUGUGGGAAAGCGUUUGGCACGCAGAUCAACAGGAGGAGGCACGAGCGGCGCCACGAGGCGGGGCUGAAGCGGAAGCCCAGCCUCGCGCUCCAGGCGCCCGAAGACCCGGCUGAUGGCAGAGUCCCCGGCGACAGCGCUGCUGCGAGCGAUGACUCACCUCCUUCUGGCCUUGGGCAGGACGCUCUGCUCUUGCAUUCAGAGAAAGCCCCCCUGGAAACUGUCAGUUCUUCUGUCGUGGAAGAGAAUGGGGAAGUUAAAGAGCUUCAUCCGUGCAAAUACUGUAAGAAGGUUUUUGGAACGCACACUAACAUGAGACGGCACCAGCGCAGAGUGCACGAGCGCCAUCUGAUUCCCAAGGGCGUGCGGCGGAAAGGGGGCCUCCUGGAGGAGCCGCACCCGCCCGCGGAGCAGGCCCCGCCUGCCCAGAGCGUCUACGUGCCCAGCACAGAGCCGGAGGAGGACGGGGAGGCAGAUGACGUGUACAUCAUGGAUAUCUCCAGCAAUAUCUCUGAAAACCUAAAGUUCUAUAUUGAUGGCAAAAUUCAGACCAGCAGCAGCACGAGUAACUGUGAUGUCAUCGAGAUGGAGUCCAGCUCUGCAGACUUGUAUGGGAUAAAUUGUCUGCUUACUCCUGUUACGGUGGAGAUCACCCAAAAUGUAAAGACCACACAGGUCUCUGUAGCAGAUGAUCUUCCUAAAGAGCCUUCCAGCGGCACAAACAGCGAGUCCAAGAAACGGAGAACCGCGAGUCCUCCCGCGCUACCGAAAAUCAAAGCCGAGACGGAGCCCGACCCCUCAGUGCCCUCGUGCUCCUUACUGCCUCUCAGCAUAGCCACGUCAGAGGCAGUGUCUUUCCACAAAGAGAAAAGUGUGUACUUGUCAUCGAAGCUCAAACAACUUCUUCAGACCCAGGACAAGCUGCCUCCUCCUGCAGGCAUUUCAGGGAGCGAAAUACCGAAGUUAGGGCCCGUUUGUGUGUCCGCUCCCGCGUCGAUGCUCCCCGUGACCUCGAGUAGGUUUAAGCGGCGGACCAGUUCCCCUCCCAGUUCCCCACAGCACAGUCCUGCCCUUCGAGACUUUGGAAAGCAAAGCGACGGCAAAGCAACGUGGCCCGAUGGAGUUCUGGGUUCCAAAAAGCCCAAAUUAGAAAGUCAUAGCAACUCACCCGCGUGGAGUCUGUCUGGGAGAGAGGAGAGAGAAGCUGUGAGCCCGCCAUGCUUUGACGAGUAUAAAGUAUCUAAGGAGUGGGCAGCCAGUUCUGCCUUUAGCAAUGUGUGCAACCAGCAGCCCCUGGAUUUAUCCAGCGGCGUCAAACAGAAGGCUGAGGGCGCAGGCAAGACUCCGGUCCAGUGGGAAUCUGUAUUAGAUCUCAGUGUGCAUAAGAAGCCUUGCAGUGACUCCGAAGGCAAGGAGGUCAAAGAAAACCAUCUGGUGCAGCCAGCCUGCAGUGCCGUAAAGAAGAAGAAACCCACCACCUGCAUGCUGCAGAAGGUUCUUCUCAAUGAGUACAACGGCCUCGAUUUGCCUGUAGAGAACGCUGCAGAUGUGACCCGGAGCCCGAGUCCUUGUCAGUCCCUGGACCCCCAGCCAGACGCUGGCCUUGGCCCGGACUCCAGUUUAUCGGCCCCUGUGGUUGAGUCCCCACCCACUGUCUCUCCUUCCUCGCCUGCCCUACAGACCUCUUCCCUUUCUUCUGGGCAGCUGCCUCCUCUCUUGAUCCCAACACACCCCUCUUCUCCCCCAGCCUGUCCUCCCGUGUUGACUGUUGCCACGUCACCGCCGCCACUCCUUCCUACUGUCCCUCUUCCGGUCCCCUCUUCCGAGGCAUCUCCCCGUCCAUGUCCCUCUCCUCUCUCGACUGCCACCGUGCAGUCCCCGCUUCCCAUUCUCUCUCCUACAGUGUCUCCGUCACCAUCUCCCAUCCCUUCCGUGGAGCCGCUCACGUCUGCUGCUUCGCCCGGACCCCCGACCCUUUCCUCGUCGUCUUCCUCGUCGUCUUCCUCGUCUUCCUUCUCCUCUUCAUCUUCCUCCUCUUCCCCUUCGCCGCCACCGCUCUCAGCAGUAUCAUCUGUUGUUUCCUCUGGGGAUAAUCUGGAAGUUUCUCUCCCCAUGAUAACUUUCAAACAGGAGGAACUAGAGAAUGACGAUCCGAAACCCAGGGAAGAACCCCAGUCAUCAGUUGAACAGGAGAUUGUUCAGGAAACAUUCAACAAAAACUUUGUCUGCAAUGUCUGUGAAUCACCUUUUCUUUCCAUUAAAGAUCUAACCAAACAUUUAUCUGUCCAUGCUGAAGAAUGGCCCUUCAAAUGUGAAUUUUGUGUGCAGCUCUUUAAGGCUAAAACCGAUCUGUCAGAACAUCGCUUUUUGCUUCAUGGAGUUGGGAAUAUCUUUGUGUGUUCCGUUUGUAAAAAGGAAUUUGCUUUUUUGUGCAAUUUGCAGCAGCACCAGCGAGAUCUCCACCCAGACAAGGUGUGCACCCACCAUGAGUUUGAAAGUGGUACCCUGAGGCCCCAGAACUUCACCGACCCCAGCAAGGCCCAUAGAGAGCAUAUGCAGAGUUUGCCAGACGAUCCUUUAGAAGUGUCGAAAGAAGAAGAAGAGCUGAAUGAUUCCUCCGAAGAGCUCUACACAACCAUAAAAAUCAUGGCUUCUGGCAUAAAAACGAAAGACCCAGAUGUCCGACUGGGCCUCAAUCAGCAUUACCCGAGCUUUAAACCGCCCCCAUUUCAGUACCAUCACCGAAACCCCAUGGGCAUCGGCGUGACGGCCACAAAUUUCACUACACACAAUAUUCCACAGACGUUCACCACUGCCAUUCGCUGCACCAAGUGCGGGAAAGGUGUCGACAACAUGCCGGAGUUACACAAACACAUCCUGGCGUGUGCUUCUGCCAGUGACAAGAAGAGGUAUACCCCUAAGAAAAACCCAGUGCCCUUGAAACAGACUGUACAGCCCAAAAACGGUGUGGUGGUUCUAGAUAACUCCGGGAAGAACGCCUUCAGACGAAUGGGACAGCCCAAAAGACUGAACUUUAGCGUCGAGCUCAGCAAAAUGUCCUCGAACAAGCUCAAACUAAACGCGUUGAAGAAAAAAAACCAGCUUGUCCAGAAAGCAAUCCUUCAGAAAAACAAAUCUGCGAAGCAGAAGGCCGACUUAAAAACGGCCUGCGAGUCGUCCUCGCACAUCUGCCCGUACUGUAACAGGGAGUUCACGUACAUCGGCAGCCUGAACAAACACGCCGCCUUCAGCUGUCCCAAAAAACCGCUCUCUCCCUCCAAAAAAAAAGCUUCCCACUCAUCCAAGAAAGGCGGGCACUCCUCACCUGCAAGUGGUGACAAGAGCAGCAGCAGCCACCGCCGCCGGACGGCGGACGCAGAGAUUAAGAUGCAAAGCAUGCAGGCCCCUCUGGGCAAGACCAGAGCGCGCAGCUCGGGCCCCGCACCGGUCCCGCUGCCCUCCUCGUCCUUCAGGUCCAAGCAGAAUGUCAAAUUUGCAGCUUCAGUCAAGUCCAAAAAGCCAAGCUCCUCCUUAAGGAACUCAAGCCCGAUCAGAAUGGCCAAAAUAACUCAUGUCGAGGGGAAAAAGCCCAAAGCUGUGGCCAAGAACCAUUCUGCUCAGCUUGCGAGCAAGACGUCCCGGGGCCUGCACGUGCGGGUCCAGAAGAGCAAAGCUGUCUUGCAGAGCAAAUCUGCUUUGGCCAGUAAGAAAAGAACAGACCGGUUCAAUGUAAAAUCUAGAGAACGGAGUGGGGGGCCGGUCACCCGAAGCCUCCAGCUGGCAGCCUCUGCCGACCCGGGGGACAGCAGGAGGGAGGACAGCGGUGGCAAGCAGGAGCUGAAGGACUUCAGAAUUUUGACAUAAGCAUUUAAAGGAAGUAGCUGUUGGUUCAGUUGGAGGCACGAAGAAGGGUCACUGCUUUGGCUGCCUCAGACCUGAAUUCCCAGCUUUUGUGUCAGACCUAGGACUCACCGAGUGGUACCGUUUCUUUAACGGGGCUGGUUGUGAAUUGAAUUUGAAACCAUGAAAAAGCUGUCAAAAGAUAAAAUUCUAUUACGAAAAGAUGAAAUUCUCUCACGCUUCCUUCAUAUCUUGGGUAAUAUCUCAGUGUCACUUUGUAUUAUUUCCGGAUCAUAGAUCUUGCUCGUGGUUAAGGUUGGAUCACCGAGUUCAUUGAAACCACAUUGCAGUCUUGUUUAAUAUUUCUGUGACUGGAGCAUAGUUAUAGUAAUUGAGCAAGCUUUUAUUAUUCAUGCUUUCUUUUAUAGUGUUUUAAUUUGAAAAAGUUGCCUCAUUAAGUUAAAACAAACACAUGAAAACACCGUACUCCUUUUAAGAUGCCUUAGGUCCCCCCCACCCGCUCCUGUCUCCAGACGUAGGAUAGGAAACAGACCAGAUUCCAAAGAAAGGAGAGGAGGGAGCUCUGAGGGCCUUGCAGUGGGGGCAGAGCCUGGCAGGUCCCUCCGGCAGGUGUGGCAGCCCAGGGCAGGUCGGCUCCACAUGUCAGCGCCUGUGUUCCCCCAGUAAUGGCGGAAGAAUUCAUCUUCGGUUGGAGGUGAUUUCACUGUUUUAUUCUGUGUCCUCCCUGUAUUAAGAACUGUUCUCAGUGACACAUUAAAAACACAGGGCAAUAGUUAAAUUUGUCAUACUGACUUUUCAGACUUUCCAAGUUACUUAAGUAACCCGAGCUGAUGUGCGUUCUCGGAAUCCCUGUUUCCUGGAUAAUGGCUCCAGGUGAAUCCCAUGUAAAAGAGUCAACAUCAGAUAGCAUUUCUGCAAAAUACUUUAAAAUCUUGUCCUUUCAGAGUGAUGAGCUGCUCGGCUCUGGGCUUUCUUGGCUCUAACUUUCCAUGUCUGAAAACUCUCUGGUGUUUCAGGCAAAUUGUUAGAAUGAAUAUUCUGGAGAGUGACUGCCAUUUUGGAGAGGUCAUGAGCACUCAGAUGCUGUUACCACUGCACACUUGAUGAGUGGAGUUCUUGGUGCUGGUGUGCCUUAAGUCGUGGCUAAAGAGAGAUGUAGAUAAGGGUCAUCAGCCAAGGCUGGUUGGAAUGACUCACUGUAGGAAUGAAGGGUCACAUUUUUAAAAAUGUGGUGAGUGAACUAACAAAUCUGUCACGGUAGUUCCAAUUCGGCGUCUGGUCUCUGGCUGUGGCGUAUGCAUGAUACAGCAUCUUGGAGCUUAGCCCUGCUGAAGAUACGCACCUGUUUCUCAGCUGUUCAAGCUGCCCGCCUGUAGCAGUUUAACUGUGUACCUGUUUGUACUCUGUCUGUGUUCUGGAAGUUCCAUAACAGGAUGUUCUUGAACCGAGUCCUUUUCAAGGUUAAAGAACCAGAAAAUGCCAUCAUUUUCAGUGACUGUACUAAAAAACAUCCCCCGGGUGGUUGAUGCUUUAGAAUGUACUAUGUGCAUCCCUUUUUGUCUGCCGUGUUACCUGAAAGAAUCACUCAUUUUGUACUGGAUCCCAUUUAUAUAAUUCAAGGAUGAGGUUAUGAAAAAUUAAAGUACUAUAAAGUUAAACUCUGUGAGUAAGUAUACACGUAUGAAGUUCAUUCACUUGGCCUCUUACUCAUCCAGUGCUUUUUGAAGAACCCUGAAAACUGCAAAGGACCAAAGUGCCUAAUAAAAUUGUGUCUCUCUUCUUUGCUCCAGUUAAUUUUCAUUAUUUUGCUUUAUUUGAUAGUUAACAGAGGGUUCCAUUGCUGGAAUGGAUUUGGCCUAAGAGGAAACACUGAAGAGUCUGAUAAGAAAACAGCUGUUGUUUCUAACGGGUAGAUGGUGGCAGCAGGCCUCCCCUCCCCGGUAGCAGCCCCUGGUGGCAGGAGUCGCUGGCACUGUACUGUGGGCCCAUCUGAAUGAAGGACGUGUGUCUUACACGGGGGGCUGCUUACAGGUGACCAUAAAUGGGAAGUGAAAAAACCAACACGUUCCGUAGGACAUCGUAGUUCAAUUAUCUGCACCCAGGAGUGUGGGCAUUCCUUCCGAGAGUUUGUUGUGGUCGUCUUCGCACCUUGUUGAGCAUUUACUCUAAAACUGGGAUUCCUAAGCUCCGGCCUGGGGAGGGGGGGGGUCAUCACUGUCCAGCCCAGGGCUUUUAGAAAGCCGACCUCAUCCUCCCUCCGUGUGGGGUGUGUUACACUGGAAAGGAAUUGUUUUCGCGGUAGUCUUCGUCCCUUCUCAGUAUAUUUCUGCUUGUAGAUUUUAUUCAGGGAUGAUUUCGUGGUGCAUGUUUGGAAGGAGUUGUUUUGCCUUAGUUUUUUUUUCAGUGAUGUUGCUUUACUUAGCCUGUUGCAUAUUCAAGGACUUGCACCAGCCUGGCCGCACAUCCUUUUCCUGUGUGUCUCAUCCUAACAAACUGUGAUUAAGAGCUAGUCCCCAGCACUCAGACAUUUUACAUUUGAAUGCCAGUUAAGGAUUCCACAGUUUCUCAAGCCAUGUGAAUGAAGUCAGAGUUUCCCAUUGAAUGCUGAGGGCUCAGCAGAAUUGGCCAGUUGGUCAUUUCCUGGAGCACAAGACAUUGUGCCAGUCAGGGUGUAAAAAAGACAUGUGUUUCCAAUCCUCUUCUUAGCACAAGGCAGCAGAGGACACCAGACAUACCACCCAUCUUUAGAUUGUCCCAGGACAGCUGUCGACCCAGCGUACCCUACCCUGUGGUGGGCUCACCUCUCACGUUCAGCAGCCAGAGCCCACCUGCAUGUUGUGGGACUGGAGUUAGAUCUCUUGCUGAGGGCUCAUUUCCACUGAUGGAAAGACGAGGAAAGGGAUACAUUCUCUGCUCCUAGCCAUCUUUGGUCUUUGUAAAUUUCAAGGUGUUCUUACGUUCUUUACUGCUUCUUUCAGAGCAACUUAAAAAAAAAAUACUGUGUUCCCAUUUAAACACUUAAAGAUGGAGAAGCAACAUGAAAUACCAGACUGUGUUUUCCCCUUGGCCAUGAAUAGAUUUAAAAAACACCAUGAUGCUAAGUUUUCACAUACCCGCCUCUGCCACGCACCACUCCAAAGAGACCUGCUUGUGGUCCCUCCCAGCCUCUCUCGAGUAGGGUACCCAAGUUCCCGUGUACCUUCAGAGCCCUUCUGUUGCUGUCAAAACGACAUUUGUUGAAUAGUCUAUGCACCGUUCCCUUAACACUGUCAGGUCAUGUCAGGUGAUGUUACGUUGCCAUUCAUCUUCAGUUUCCUUAUUUUUUAGGAGCCUCCUGUAGAAAAGACCCCCAGACAAAGCAGACUGUAAUUGACUAAAUAAAGAUAUUGCGUGCUUAACUUAGGAUAAGCAAUAUGGCCAAGGAUAUGAGAUACACCACGCUUGCAAGACCAGUUGAAGCUGACUCAAAAAUCCGAACACACGACUGACUGUCAGCAGGUUUCUUGCUGCCCUGGUUAGGGUUGGGUCUCUGCUGCUCUGCUGGAGCCUGGCACGUGCGCUGGGCUCCCGGGCGAUCGGGGUAUGAAGAGGAGGGCAUGUCGCCACGGUACUGGGGGCUCAGAUCUGAGUGCAGCCCUGGGUCUUGGCACACAGCAGAGAAAGGAAUGAUUGGAACUUAACCUUGCAGACCAGGUUCUGGUUUAUGAGUAGUUCUCUGUGGAUUUCAGGGAUGACAAAUUCUGAUGCACUCAUUCUAAAAUGUUCUGGUCCCACACCAGCUCUUGAUGCCUUUCUUUUUAGAUGAGUUAUAUACAGAGAGGCAUUUAGCUCCUCUCAGCUUGUUUGUUCUUCUUUUAUGUUUGUUUUUGUGUUUUAAAUAUGUAUCACAAGCAGAUUGCCAGCAUAAUGGGGAGGACACCAGAUUGGAUAUGGACUUUUUUUUUUUUUUUUUAAUGCUUCUUCCAGUGUCGUGUUCAUAUAUCCACAUGGACAUCAUCCUGUCAGAUGAUUAUCUGGCACUAACUUGUAACUGUUAUAUUAUCGGGGACUAUGUAGCAAUAUGUCCGCAGCCAGGAUACACCACAGGCCUCUAUACAUGUGUGUCUACACGUAAGUAUGUGAAUGAAUUUACGUGCCAGGUUUUACACUUCCGUCUCUAAAAGAGAGAGCAAAAAACCCGCAAAUUGGCCUCGUCCUGAGUAGAUGUGUCGUUUCUCUGUGCAUUCUAUGCCUUCCCCUUAAUUGAUGACUGAGUUGGUGGAAAAUGGCUUGGUUUUAUUCAUGUUGUUUUUUGUUCUCAACUUUAAAAGUAAUCUACCUCUGAAAAUGUGUAGUUUGAUGCUUGUUUGGUGAAUUUGUGCCACUUUAACCCUUUCACGACCAUUCCCAUUUUGUUACAUUUCUGUUAUGGGGACUUUAUGUUGAAAUGUUGUACAAAGCAUUUGUAGCAGUUUAAAAAUAAAAUAUUUAAAAUUAUUUAAAUUGUUUUGGAUACUUCAAUUGUAUUAUAUGUGAUUUACAUUUUACAUUUUUGUUGGAGUUGUUAAUCUGGAGCGUGUUCUUGUAUUGAAGUUUGCUGUUAGUUAUUUUAUUGUUUCUUGUUGGAGAGUGAUAUAAAAGACUAUUCUAAUGAAAACAUUAAAAUUUACAAUUUGACAUACAAAA